Messenger RNA from Adineta ricciae, 1191 nucleotides. Lineage: Eukaryota; Metazoa; Rotifera; Eurotatoria; Adinetida; Adinetidae. The record is from the annotation of a GenBank genome assembly.
AUGAAUGUUGGAAGCACUCAAUUAAAAAUAUUUCCAGCCUGCUUACCUACUCUAAAUCCAUCGUCUCCUAAUUUUAAAUCGAGAUUUCCUGCUGAUGUAGUACUACUAGUUGAAGCGCAGAACACUCAUAUUCAUACUGAUACACGUUACAAAUAUUUGCCAAAGUCGAUAAUUGAUCCUGAAACUGGUGAUAUACGUAUGCGACGAUCGCAUCCAAUGAUUAAUAAUUUCAAUGAAUACAUCAUAUCAGCAUGUCGUUCUAACAUGGACGUUAAAUUUAUUUGGACAGGCAACAAUGCUAUUAGAAGAUCACGUAAAUUCGUUUUACUUUCCUACAAUACACUUGUGUCUCAACAAGAAUUAUCUGGAGUGCAAGUUGCUUCGUAUCUUAUGAAUUGGACGAUCAUUACAGAAUUGAAUGAUUUACGUGUCGCACGAAAUCUAGAAACAAAUUCAUAUGACACCCAAGAACGAUAUUGUCGAGCUAUUCUUACACUUUUUGUGCCUUGCCGAACUGUAUCUGAUCUUUGCGAUGUCAGCCAGAAAUGGGAAGACGCACUUAGCUCUCGUCAGCAUCAUAUAUCUGCGCACUCGCAGAAUAUCAUUGAUAAUAUUCAACUUUUACAUGAGUGUAAGAAAGAUAGAGAUGAACACUUAGUGAAAGUGAUCACAGAAGCUCAAGUGGAGAAUGACACAAUCAAUCCGGAACUCUUUCGAAAAAAUCAAAGUUUAUACGAUGAAUACGAUGAUACAAGUGAUAGCGAAGAUUUACUUGAAUUGCUCGGUAAUUUAAACAAUUCUACUACAGUUGCAAUGAACAGCAUGAAGAAAUCAACAGAAAAUGUGUAUAUAGAUGAAACUAUAGAAGCUAUAGAACAGAUGGGACGAUUCUCUUAUACACACACACCAAAUCAAAUUUUGAUAAAUGCACCAUUUGCUGAUAAUUAUCAACAGAUGACAUCAUUUGUUCCUUCAACAUCUGAUCUCGUUCGACUCAAUACUAAAUGGCAAGAACAACUGAAAGCUGAAAGAGAGCGAGUUAGACGAAAUUUAAUCACUGGUAAACAUUAUAAAAUAGGCGACGAGUCAAACAUGGACGAUAUAGAAGAUACAGUUGUAACACUGAUAAAUUCAACUAAUUCAAAUNUCACCGGACAAACUUUGAAAAAGAAUUAUCGGAAACAUAAAUAG